Messenger RNA from Aspergillus affinis, 1464 nucleotides. Its product is annotated as retropepsin-like aspartic protease. The transcript has 6 exons. Lineage: Eukaryota; Fungi; Ascomycota; Eurotiomycetes; Eurotiales; Aspergillaceae. The coding region runs from base 1 to 1464 and encodes 487 amino acids. The record is from RefSeq and is a predicted model, not a curated record.
AUGCUCGACAAAAAGAAAAUCGGUCUGGAAUACGAUUCCAAGGACACCAGAAAACAAACAGUUAUUAAGUCAAUGACAGACGAACAGCGCAACCAAGAAGCCAAGGAUACACCCGCGAGAGGCGCAUACGACAUGAGUUGGUGGCCUUUAGGCGUAGCGGACGCGCAAGGACCAACAGAAGAAUCAUGCAUUGUCCAAAAAUCACAAGACGAAAACGACUACCCACGAAUUCCCGACAACGUGGAAGAGGCCACAAGGAGAUUAGCGAAUUCUCCACAGAUGUUCAGUGAAGCAACCGAGAAGCUUCUGAACGUAACACGCUAUGACGAGGAUUGGGAGGAAAGACAGUUCCAAGACCCAGAGAUAUCCGAUAGCGAAGACUCAGAACACUGGCCUAUGAACGACGAGACGGAUGGGUCUCUCAAAGCCAUCAGCAAGAAGCCAGAUUCAUUGGGCAACAACUGGAUUCGAAUGCCAGGAAGUUUCGACCCACUGAACGAAGAUUACGGGACUCAAUGGGAAGGCCGUAAUCCCAACACGGAGACACUCUCAGAAAUACCGGAAACACCCGACGAAAACUUUCACGAACAGAUACCCAGUCAGGAGGACGCUGGCAGCACUGACUCGGAAGAUGAUCAAAAAGGGGAAAACAGCGAAGCCGAUCAGCAUGUCUUUACUCUACUGAAAGAAAUCAGUAACGAGCAAUGGAAAGAGAAGUUGAUCCAGGACCUAAAACAGGAUCCAACCAAACUUACAGGGGAACUGCGACGCAUUAUCUCGCAAUGUCCGCACUGGAAGUUGGACUGUUGGAACCCACAGAGAGAGGACUGGGCAACACACAGAACCACGGGAGAAGACAUUGGACAGGAUAUUGGGAAGACUAUUGUCAAGUUCACUACGACGCGAAGCUUGGACAACAUUUCCCACGACAGCCACGAGGCUACAGUUCUGAACCAGAACGCUCGAGUCAUGGUGGACUCUGGAGCAACGGGCAACUUCAUGGAUCCAAGAUUUCAGGAACAGCUGAAGAUCUUAGGGAUAACAAAGGCUACGCCAGAGCCUAUUACAGGACUGAACGGUGAACCAUUGGGAGGACACCUCACAGUCGAAUCAGGACCAGUACCUAUGGUUGUAAAGGGUCAUUUCGAGUAUAUAAGUUUCGACGUGACACCUUUGGGACGAUCUACUAACACGCUAACUGAAGACGCCGAGCAGGUGGACACUGCAGUCGCAGUUAUGGCAGCAACCAAACCUACGGGAAAGGAAUGGUUAGCACGACUUUCUGGUUGGGCACCAGAUACACGACAAGAGUACGCCAACACGAUGGCUACUACUGAAUACAACACGGAACUGCACGAACAGAUCGAGUCAUGGCAAAUGAUCGAUGCUACAGAAUUAGCGGCCAGCAAAGAAGUACAGCAGUUACCAGACAAAUACGAAAGAUUUCAGGAGCUAUUCGAAUAA